AUGGAGGCGAACGUGAGCGACGAGAGCGGCCCCUUCCCCUCGUACCCCUUCGACUUCCUGGACUUCCUGACGCACCAGCAGCGCCCGGAGCCCCCCGAGCCCUUCGAGCCGCCCCCCAAACCGCUCCCGCUGCCCCCCGGCCCCUUCGAGUUCCCCUCCCCCUUCCCGCGCUGGGGGCUCCUUCCCCUCCCCCCCCUGGGGCAUCGUGGACCUCUCGGGCCACCAGCACCUCCUGGGCGGCCUCAAACGCGGCGGCGGCACCGCGGCGGGCCCCCGGUGAGUCCCGGCACGGCACCGGAUCCCGGCGAGGAGCGCGGGUACUUCCGGCGCCUCAAGUUCCUGGUGGAGCGGCGAUUCGGCGCCGCCGGGCACAGGGGAGCGCGGCCGGGAGCGGCGCCGGCGCACGCCGAGGGGCGCCCCUACGAGUGCCGCACCUGCGGCCGCACCUACAGCCACGGCUCCAGCCUGGUGCGGCACCGGCGCUGCCACCGGCACGGCGCCGACGAGGCCACCGGGAGCGGCGGGGUCAACGCGGCGGCCAACGGGGCCAAUGGGGUCAACGCGGCGGCCAACGGGGUCAACAGUGUGGUCGGCGUCAACGCGGCGGCCAAUAGAGUCAACGUGGCGGCCAAUGGGGUCAACGCAACGGCCAAUGGGGUCAACGUGGCGCCCAAUGGAGUCAACAGCAUCAUUGGCGUCAACGUUGCGGCCAAUAGAGUCAACGCAUCGACCAACGGGGUCAUCACGGCGGCCAAUGGGGUCAACACGGUGGCCAAUGGGGUCAAUGUGGCCAACGGGGUCAACGCGGUGGUCAACGUCAACGCAGUGGUCAACAGAGUCAACACAGCGGCCAAUGGGGUCAACGUUUCGGCCAACGGGGUCAACACGGCGGUCAACGUCAACCCAGCACCCAACGGGGUCAACACAUCCACCAAUGGAGUCAAUGUGGUGGCCAGCGGGGUCAACACGGUGGCCAACGUCAACACGGCGGCCAACGGGGUCAACGUGGCGCCCAAUGGGGUCAACACGGCCGGAAGGAUCAACACGGUGGCCGGAGGGGUCAACGUGGCCAACGGGGUCAAUGUGGCGCCCAAUGGGGUCAACGCGGCACCCAACGGGGUCAAUGGGGUCAACGCAACACCCAACGGAGCCAACGUCUUGGCCAACCUCCCUGCGGCGCCCAACGGGCCCAACCCGCUGCCGUUGGCGCUCAACGCGGCGCCCAACGCGGUCCCCGGCGGGGUGGGUCUGGUGGCGCCGGGCGUGGCGGUGGCGGUGCCCAACGCGGUGAUCCCGGUGGCGGGCGGGGUCCUGCUGGCGGCGCCGGGCGCGGCGGAGGGGCCGCUGAGCUGCCCGCUGUGCUGGAAGGCGUUCAAGAAGCCGAGUCACCUGGCGCAGCACCAGAUCAUCCACACCGGCGAGAAGCCCUUCGCCUGCGCCGCGUGCGGCCGCGCCUUCAACCGGCGCGAGAGUUUGACGCGGCACGUCAAGACGCACGCGGGGCCGCGGCGCGUGCCGUGCGGCGUCUGCGGCAAGGAGUUCCGCGACGCGGCGUACCUGCUGCGGCACCAGGCCAGCCACGGCGCGCCGCGCCCCGCGCACCGCUGCGACGUCUGCGGCAAAGCCUACGCCGCGCCGCAGAGCCUGCUGCGGCACCGCCGCGCCCACGGCGAGGGUGACAACACCGGGAGCGCCACGAGGCACCACAACGGCACAGAGUGGUGGCGCAGCUUCGUGUGCGGCGUGUGCGGGCGCGGCUUCGGGCGGCGCGAGACGCUGCGGCGGCACGAGCGCAUCCACACCGGGGAGAAGCCGCACGAGUGCGGCGUGUGCGGGAAGCGCUUCCGCGAGUCCUUCCACCUGCGCAAGCACCGCGUGGUGCACACCCGGGAGCGGCCGUACCGCUGCGAGGUCUGCGGCAAAGCCUUCGGCUACCCGCAGAGCCUCACGCGGCACCGCCAGGUGCACCGUGUGCCGACCGCUGAGGCGACGCCGACACCGACCGCGGCGCUGGGCUGCCAAUCCUGCGGCCGCCGCCUGCCCGAGCUGCUGCGCGCCGCCGCGCUCAAGGACGCGGUGACGGUGACGGCGACAUCGCCACGCGGCUGUGAGGCGUGCGGGCAGGUUUUUGGCUUUUUGGAGAACCUGGUGUGGCACCGCCUGGCGCGCCCGGUGCCGGCAGAAGCGCCGAGUCCCACCGAGGUGCCGCCAGCGGUGCCAAACGCGGGGCGGUUCAGCUGCGGCACGUGCGGGCAGAGCUUCAAGCGUUUCCUGGCGCUGGUGACGCACAAAUACGUUCACCUGUCGGCGUCGCGGCCGCGCUCCUGUGCCGCGUGUGGUCGGCGCUGCGCCGGCGCCUACGAGCUGCUGCUGCACCGGCGGCGGCACCUGCGGCGGCGCCCGCGGCGCUGCGGCGGCUGCGACCGGCGCUUCUGGGCGUUGGCGCUGCUGCGGCGGCACCGGCGCGUCUGCCCCGCCCGGCGCCGCCCGUUCCGCUGCCGCGCCUGCGGCCGCGCCUUCCCCCGGGCGCCGUUGCUGCGGCGGCACCGCGCCCGCCACGCCGCGACCCGCUGCCCGCUCUGCGCCAAGCGCUGCGCCGGCGCCGCCGGGCUGGCCGAGCACCAGCGGCGGCACGGCCCCGCGCGCCCCCGGCGGUGCCGGACCUGCGGGGAGACGUUCCGGUACCGCGGGAACCUGCUGGAGCACCGGCGGCGGCACCUCGGCGAGGACGUGUACCGCUGCGAGCGCUGCGGGAAGAGUUUCUUCUACCUGGGCUCCAUCGCGCGGCACCUCCGCGCUCACCGGCGCCGCCCGCGCUGCCCACGGUGCCGGCGGCGCUUCCCGCGCGCCGCGAUGCUGCGGCGGCACCUGCACGGGCACGGCGCCGCGCCGGGAUGCCAGCGGGAGGGGACGGAGGGACGGAGGGGACGGAGGGACGGACGGGAGCGGGAAGUGAUGGGGUGGAGGGGCAAGGGGGGCUGGCGGGAUGUGGCAGAAAAAUGGCAUAAAAUGGGACAAAAUGGGUCAAAAAUGGGUCCAAAAUGGCAGAAAAUGGGACAAAAAUGGGCCAAAAAUGGCAAUGAAUGGGCCAAAAUGGCAGAGAAUGGGCCAAAAAUGGUCAUAAAUAGGUCAAAAUCGCCAUAA
Molecule: messenger RNA, 3144 nt
Organism: Taeniopygia guttata (zebra finch)
Lineage: Eukaryota; Metazoa; Chordata; Aves; Passeriformes; Estrildidae
Source: RefSeq, a predicted model, not a curated record